Messenger RNA from Oryza sativa Japonica Group (Japanese rice), 5111 nucleotides. Lineage: Eukaryota; Viridiplantae; Streptophyta; Magnoliopsida; Poales; Poaceae. The record is from RefSeq and is a predicted model, not a curated record.
GUGGCCGCGUGUGGCGCGCGUGUACGCGCCGCCGCCGCCGCCCACAGCGCUUUGCUGCCGCCGUCGUCUUGCCUUCACCGCUAAGCAUCAGCCGCUGACGUCAGCCGCCACCUCACAUCGCUGACGCCAGCCACUGCACCAAACCGACAUGAUCGACCAAUCAGAGUUAGAGCCGGCGUCGAGUUCUUCUUCUCCACCCAACCGGCGUCGUGCUCUCCUUCUCUUCCUCCUCUCCGAAACCGCCUCUAACCACCGCCUUUCCUCGCCUAUAUAUAGCCGAAGAGGCCCCGUUUCCUUCCCCAUAGCAGAGCUCCUCGAGUUCUCUUCUCUCUCUCUCCGGCCAUGUCCGGCCAUUGCCGCCACCACUCGAUCUCCCUCACCGGUGCAUUACGGACCAAACCCUCGCGCCACCGUGCUUGCCUCGACGAGGUGAACCCAUUUUUCUAGUUUCCCCUUUCCCUUAGUAAUCCUAUAAGCCACUAUAGCCACUUCUUUUAUCGCCGGAGCAAAGCUUUUGUCUCCACCGUUCCGGCCUCCUCCCUUGUUCCCUUCGCCUGCCACUGCCUUUCCUAAGUGCGCCGUGCGCGGGAACACGCGCCGCCGCUGACGCCGCCGUCCCCCAUCCACCAGAGCGCCGGCAGCCCGCUCGCCUUCCCCUCUUCCUCCUCUCGGUUCUCUGUGAAACAGAGAGAAGAGAGAAGACGGGAGGAAGAAGGAGGAAAAGAAAAAGAAACGGAAAGGCUAUAUGACUGUCGCAUGUUUUUGUUGGGCUGUAUCAGUCGUUUUUUUGGUCCCUUGGAUUUUGUUUGAGAUUCGUGCUAUCUAGACUUUUGUUUUCUUUUGUAUGUGGGCUUUUGAUUAUUGUAAGUUCGGGCUUCCAUACGUGGGCUAAAUGGGCUUCUUUUUUUUUUACAUUUUUGUGGGACCCACUUUGUGUUGCCGAUAGAGAAAUUUUUUUGUGAGAGUGUUAAUGGUGGGACCCACAUACACUAUUCAAAUUUUGAAAUCCGCACCGGAGAGAGAGAUUGUCUGAAUCAGACUAGAGAGAGAGUGUGAGAGAUUCAUUUUGCUUUUUGCCUUUUUCCUCGUCGUCUCGUCCGGCGAUUUCGGCGGAGAUUUCGUCGGCGACUCCGGGAGGCGACGACGCUGCGUAAGCUACGCCGCGGCGUGGAUUCGUGCAGGCUACGUCGCGGCGGUGAUUCCACUGGAGUUUGCGGUGUGGGCUUCUCCAUCUUGUCCUCGAGCUCCUUCUCCUCUUUUUCUCUGAUGGUUCACCAAAAGCGUUCAAAAUUGGAUAAUUGUAGCCAGCCCAUAAGUGAAUCUGAUGAUAUUAAUUCUGAGUCUUUGCCUGCUAAAGAUGAUGAUUACAAUUGUGAUUCUGAUGAUAACUCAGCCAGUCAUGAUAUGGAUGUUUCACAACCACAUGUAAAUGAAAUUUCUACAAAUGAACUUCUGAAAACUUUGAAAAGGAAACUCAGUAAGUCUAAAAGAAGUGAAGAUGAUAACAUUAAGAUGAAAAGGUCUGAAUCUAUUGAAUUGGACAAUGAUGUAAUGAUAAAUCAGGUUCUACGUGAUAUCAUACAAAGGGAUCAAAUUAUCAACAGUUUGAAAAAAAAGCUUAAUAUUCAUCACAACAUAGGUGAUCAAAAUUUGAAGGACAAAAAUGUUGACACUGAUUUGAAGUCUGAUGCAUUCUCUAGAUUCUCAGUCAAAUAUUUCUCAAAAGUUGAUUCUUUAAGUCCACAUCACAAAACAGUCAUUGAAAAUUCUUGUUUUCAAAGCAUGCUGCUAUUUGACAAGUGUUUUGUUCCCAAUUCUUUUGCUCUCUGGAUUGCAAAACAAGUAGAUGUGAACUGUUCUGAUAUAGUUUUGGGCCAAAAACUUAUUCCAUUGAACAAGCAAUUUGUCCAUGUUGUGCUAGGCCUCCCUGUUGGUGGUAGUACAAUCCAUUCAAAAUUUGAUUCUGGCAAACAAAAGAUUCUUCAGAUUUUUGGGAAAACUUCUAUUCCUUCUGUCAAGUUCUUUGGAGAAAAGUUAAUUAAAAAUGAAGAACUUCCUGAUGAUCAAAUUCUCAUCUGCUUUAUGAUUGUUUCCUUGAAUUGCUUUCUUUGUCCAAACUCUUCUUUGAUUCCAAGUACAAAAUACCUAAGUGCCUUUGAAGACAUGGACUUAAUUGAAAGUUUGGACUGGUGCAAGUUAGUUUUUGACUGGUUGAUGGAACACAUUAGCAAGAUUGAGAAAUCAAAAACUUUUGGUGGUUGUUUAUUCCAUUUAGCGGUUAAUUACCUGGAUUUUCUCAACUUUGGUUCACAAAAAGUAUUACUUGAUACACCAAGAAUAAAAGUUUGGAAAAGAUCUAUGAUUAAGGACUAUUCCAAAUUUGAUAAAAUAUCUGAAGGAGUGUAUGGAAAAAGACCAGUCAAUGAUAUUGCUUCAACUUGUUACCCAAUGGUGAAUAAUAGCUCAUCUUCAUUUGCUGAUAUGCUCAAAAGUUCUGUUGGUGAUCUGUUGCCAAGUGAUGUUCAAGACAAAAUUUGUCAUUUGCUCUGCUAUCAUUUUGGAAAAGAAGAUGAAAUCUUUGAAGACAAGGCUAAGAAACUUCUUAUAGAUGUUCUGUUGUUGUUAGCUGAUUGUAGUUCCAAUUAUCCUACUCAACCUGCUGCACAUGAAAAUUCAGGAAUUGAACCAGAUCAUGAACCAGUUGAAGAAAAUAAUGAUGAUGUUAAUCAAGCUGUGAAAAAAAAUAACAAUUUCACCUCAUCUCCAAAGGGAAACAGUAAAACAAUACUAGAUGAUGAUAAGUUGCCAAUUCCAAAUGAAGAAUUUAAUCCUGUGAAUAAGUCUACCAUUUUGAAUUCUUCAGAAGAGAUUAAACAUAUCAACAUUGAUGAAAUAAUGACAAAGUUGAACAAAACAGGUCAUGUUCCUAUUAAUCCACCAGAUGAAACAGAGAAAAAUUCUGCCUUGACUGCUCGAAACAAUCAAGUUUUUCAUGAUCAACCGUCUUUUAAAAUCUGGGAUUCUGAUGAUGACCUCCAUCAUGAAAAUGAUGAUUUCAAAAAAGAAAUUACACCUGCUCAUCUUGUAGAUUCAUAUCAAGUUAUUCCUGAUUCAUACUCCCCAAAUCCUGUUUUAAGAAAUAAGAUCACUCCAAGAAAGUUGUCUCAAACUUUUGCUGCUGCUGUUGAAAGCCCAAUAAUCUGUUCAGACAGUCCGGAUAAGAUGUACAUGGUGACACUUGAAAAUUCAACUUCUCCUAAUGCUUCUCUCAAUGAAAACAAAGAAAAUGAAAAAGGUUGUCACAUCAUAAAGGUAUGAAUAAUCUCAUAGUUUAUUUUCAUUGAUGUUCCCUUUUUGAAAUUAAAUGGUGUUUAAAAAUUUUUCUAAUUCCAUUUUUGCAUUGUUGUUCUCCAUAGUUUUGCUGUAAUUCUUGUAGGUUACAAUGUAUUUCAGUUCUAGUUAAUAACAUACCUUCUUUCUUUUUUUAUUCCAAAAGGUUUUUCUUCUCACUGCUUAUUCAUUUCUUUUUAUUCAGUUUAUAAUCUCAAGUUUGUAAGUUUGCUGUUGAACAUCACUAGUUUAUUUGCUGAACUGUUAUUUCAUAUUGAUAUUUCAAAUAUUUCAUGCCCUGUACCUUACUUUUAUUUAUCAUUUUUCUGUUCUGGUUAUAAGCUAAUAAUUAUUAUUUUUUAUUUCUAGUUAUUUUGAUUUUCUUUUUUUAAUGUGUUUCUAACUGUACUAUUUAAUUUAUUUGUUAAAUUUCAAGAUUCACCUGAUGUUGUUUUUAUUGGUGAAAAGAAAUUCUCUAAGAAAUGUGCUGAUAUUUGAAACAAAACCAACAUGAUGUACAAUAAAAUGAAUAGAAUUCAGUUGGAUUCUCAGAAACAAAACUUCAAAACCUUUGCUAGUCCAGAAAGAGUUUUGUUAUGAAACAUGAAGAAUUUCAAUCCAAGUACUUCUGGAACAAAACCAAUUCAUCACGAUCUUAGAAGGGUAAUCAAUCCCGCAAAGUAUUGCACAGAUCCUUAUACUCCUCAAAGAUCAAACUUCACAGUCUCACAAUAUGAAAGACAAAUUUAUAAUGCUGUCUGCACUCUAUCAACAAGCAGAUAUCAAGAACGACAUGCAAUUGAAAUUGAUGGUGUUCACUGCAAAUUCAGUUCUUUUGGAGGAUCAUUUAAUUUUGGACAUGAAGUUUCUAAUUUUGUUGUCUCUGUGUUCUGCCGAUAUUUGUUUCAUUUAUCUCACCCCUCAAAAUCCAAAAAACAUUAUUUCUUCUCUUCUAUUGGAGAUGAUCUUCUAAAGCAUCCAUCAAGAACUGAUUUCUCAUCAGUUAGGAAAUGCUUUGAUGGUGCAUCAAAAGCUAGACCUAUUCAAUCAUGUGAAAUGGUUUGUGAAUUUGUAAAUUACUUGUCAUAUUUAAUUUCAUAUUUCCUUUUACAUUUAUAAUUUAUUUUAUUUAAUUGUUUCAACUCUUCUUUCCAAUUCUCUACAAGCGCCACUGGUUUGUUUUUAUUGUUCAUCUGAAAGAUGAAAUGUUUGUCUUUCUUGACUCAUUACAUGAAGAAGGUUCUGAAUAUCAAGAUGAAGUUAAGAAUAGAUUGACAUCCAAUUUUGCACUUGCUUGGAAUUCCAUUAUGGAAGAAUAUCAAAUCAAUUUUGAUGCUUUCAAAAUUGUAUAUCCACCAGUACCUCGCCAAAAUAAUCUUUUUGAUUGCGGAGUUUUUACUCUAAAAUACAUGGAACUAUGGGGUCCAAGAGUUCAGCUGACAAACCAUUUCUCUCAAAAAGACAUUCAAAACAUUAGGAUUCAAUAUGUCAACCGUCUUUUCUUCCAUCCAGACAAUUCUGUUCUCGGUACAGGAACAAAGAAACUAGUGAUUGACUUUGCUCAGGGAAAUUGAUUCUGGAAUAAAUUUUGUUUGUUCAAAUAUGACAGUUGACAACUUUUGCAGGGCUACAACUGUACAUAAACUCAUGUGGUAGAUAAAAUGCAAAGUAGUUCAUAAAAUGUAGUUGAUAUAAGAAACAAACAUUUAAGUACAAACCAGUGUACAUGUUCUGGAAUAUUACAGAAACUUAUGGAAUAUGUCUAUUUCCAUUGUAUUCAA